Molecule: messenger RNA, 2915 nt
Organism: Betta splendens (Siamese fighting fish)
Lineage: Eukaryota; Metazoa; Chordata; Actinopteri; Anabantiformes; Osphronemidae
Gene: prrt1
Product: proline-rich transmembrane protein 1
Exons: 4
Coding region: 271-1014 (247 amino acids)
Cellular component (GO): membrane
Source: RefSeq, a predicted model, not a curated record
UUCAAUGUAGAGCGACGCGUUAGUGGAGAAGCCCUAUUAGAGCCGCAGCCACACACGGAUCCAGAGGAGCGAGCGUGCGGCUGGAAGACACGCGCACAUCCGAAUUUAUCACCGAGCCGUGGGUGUUUCUAAGAUGAAGACAUCUUGAGGAUGGGCUGCACGCGUUUGGAUUAAAAGUCUGCAUCAGCGCGCGCCGUAGGAGGGACUUUUACCCACCAGCUGGAGCAGAAACACAUCGGAACCAGGGAGGAGGACAGAAGAUCUGGAGGCAUGUCGUCGGAAAAACACGGUCUCGAUGACUCUGGACGCCAGACCAUGCAGCCUCCUCCGUACCCCCCCGGCCAGCAGGACCCCAACGUGCCCCAGCACCCCAACAUGGCGCCCGCUCCGGGCACGCAGCCCAACUACCCCCCUCCGCCUCCUCCUCCGGGCUCGGAGGGGUACCUCCAGGAAACCCAGUUCCACUGCGCCCCUCUGGCCCCCCCUGGGGCCCCGCAGGGCUACACCGUCCAGACCCAGGGCCCCGGGGGCACCAUGCCGCCCGUAGGCUACCUCCACCCGGGCUACCCGCUGCAGCUGCAGCCCUGCACGGCCUACGUGCCCGUCUACCCCAUGGCGUCGGCUCUGUGUUUCUGCCCCGCUCAGGGUCAGCCCUACAUGCCGGCCGCGGCAGCCCACCCCGGGAUCCCGCCCAGCCAGAUCCAUCCCAUGCAGAUGCCGCCCAACAUCACGCUCAUGGACCGCCGGCCUCCUCACGACUACCUGCCCAUCGCCGUGCUCACCACCGUCUGCUGCUUCUGGCCGACGGGCAUCAUCGCCAUCAUCAAAGCCGUGCAGGUGCGCACGGCCAUAGCCAGAGGGGACAUGGUGACGGCGGAGAUCGCCUCCAGGGAGGCGCGCAACUUCUCCUUCAUCAGCCUGGCGGUCGGCAUCGCCUCCAUCGUGCUGUGCACCAUCCUCACCGUGGUGGUCAUCAUCGCCUCGCAGCACCACGACGACGACUGGGAGCCCUAAGCAUGGCGUGGAUGUGCCAGGAAGCCGCUCGAGGCCGAUCCGAGGAAGCAGGAGUGUUGAAAAUGCCUCUACACGCGCACGCACGCACGCACACACACACACGCACACACACACACGACUCCGGUCCGACCCGCUGCAAUCAAAGACACAGCCACCAAUCACAGCUGAAGUCCAAUCGCGAGCUCCGUGCGUUAACAAUUCGAUGAUUAAUUCAUGCGCCGCUCGACCCUCGCAGCUGCUCAAAUUAAACACAACCAGAUCCUACGACAGUCACGUGCACUUUUCAGCCGUUUAGGUUCACGUUGGCUCGUUUUCCGACCCGAUUCACACACUUGUGUUCUUGCAGAUGCACAGACUGUCAAACUGAUUUAAGCUAAUGGUCUGAGUGAUCAAUACACAUUUACCACCAAAUGGACAAAGUGACUGUCUGACCAAACACAGUAUUUAUUAUUAUUUUUUGUAUGUUAUUAAGCAUUUUAGCUGCGUGAGACGAUGCAUAACUUAUAAAAUGAUGUUUUGUCUGCUAUAAUUUAAAAUAUAUCACUCGUUCAUUUAAGCUGUUUGACACUUUGAAUUGGCUUCGUUUUCAUACACAAUGAUGAUAUUGCACUUUGUAGUAACCGGAUGACCGUUCAUAGUUCUUAUAGUGCAUGAUGAAUAUAAAUUUUAGGCUAAUGGGCUUUUAGUGCAAAGAUAUUUUGUCUCCCAGCUGUGGUGGGAACGGUUCCUGAAAUAUCUAUUAGUGUGUUGUACGGUACUUUCAAAAUGUGUGCAAACAAAAAAUUAACGAUUUAGAUGUUAAGUAUUUGAAUCUUAGGUAUGCAAAUAUUGUUUCCGCAGUAUUUUAGAAGGGUAUGGGCCUGUUUUGUGUUGCACAUUCCACUUAGACACGUGAGGCAGCGUGACCCUGCAUAUCACCCUCCGUGUGUCCCCGUCGUGUCUUGGAUCUAGAGGCGGGAUGUGCAGCUGUGUUCGCCGGAGCCAACAUGGCCGCCGCCGUGUGAGGCUGCUGGAGCUGCUGUGAAAAUGAAUGUUUCCAAUAUAAGAAAGGAAGAUAAUAUUAAUGCCUAUAUUGUACCGUAGCACUUUUGACUUUAUGAGAUUUCCUCCGUGGUUCUGUCGCCCUCCUGUCAACACGACUUACUCGUCUCAUCAACAUAUCUCUUCUGCUUCCCCCUCCUCUCUGUCGGUCCCAUAUUUCUAUUUUUAAAAGAAUUUACUGAUAAAAGAUAUAAAUAAUUAUAAAGAACAUGUUUCUCAACAGUUAGUGUAAAUACACUUUAUGCUGUAGUUCAUUCUGUUAUUAUUACAUCAGGACUGAUUGAUGUAUAAUAUUAUGUACAGUCAACACAUCUGGGCUUGUAUUUAUGAAACUGUCCUAAUUUACCACCAAUCACAGUAAUAUUUUUCAAAUGAUUCCUUUGGUGUGCACCAAUGAGCAAUAUCAGCUGCCUGAUCCAGUACAAACCUCUAACUCGUCAGUGCAAAAGUGAUUAUUAUUUGUUUAACAUGUCCAGUAACAAAAGCAGCAGUAUAAUUCCAGAUGUUAAUAUUAGUAAAAGUCAGUGCUUUUACUUUUAUCUCCUCUUUAAGCUCCUUGUUUGAUGAACACAGCUUGUGUCUGUAUAUAUUUGACACAGUGAUAUUCAAGUAUUUCAGGCGUGACUGAUGCGCUGUACUUCAUAGUAUUCUUACUGUAUUGGAGGCUUGGCUUAUGUAGUCUAUGAUGCAGAUCUUCCAGCUGGGAGACGUGUUCCUCAUGUUCAUCCUUUGUUGCGACUCCGACGCCUGGACAGCGGUUCGCUUGUUCAAUGAGCCGAGCCGUGUUUGUUACGGAGGCUGUGUUCGUAGCUGUGCUGCACAUGAGCAGUGAAUAAAAGCAUUGUUUCUUGGUUUGUGAA